Zasmidium cellare ATCC 36951 is the source of this 696-nucleotide messenger RNA. RefSeq lists its product as uncharacterized. The transcript has a single exon. The record is from RefSeq and is a predicted model, not a curated record. Lineage: Eukaryota; Fungi; Ascomycota; Dothideomycetes; Mycosphaerellales; Mycosphaerellaceae. The coding region runs from base 1 to 696 and encodes 231 amino acids.
AUGACCUCGAAAAGGCUAUGCUUGAGGUUGAGCGACGACGACUUUCUUUCUUGCGAUGGUCCAACCGGUCUCACGGUCGAACCUGAUGGACCUCGCCGAGAUUUUCUCCACCACGUUGGCUUGAAAGAGCACAUAUAUCGCCACAUGCUGCUCUACCGCAAGAUGAAGCAGGAAGCCAAGGCGGGCAUGAGUCGACUGUUCGAGACCCGCAAGUCGUUACAAGCCGAGCUGGUUGACGACGAAUCCGUUCAGCCGCCUUACACCCUGAUCCAGAUCACCGACUUCGCCUUCCAGCGUGAAGUGCAGACCAUAUACCAACUUGCUUCCAAGCAGACACGAGGCUUCUACGACAUCAACCAGCAAGCAGAUGGUGUCAACUGGGUGAUUCAUUGGAUGUUGUGGAGGGUCAUCAGAGCGACGCCAAAUCAGGAGAUCAGUUCCGCGAGUAGCGGUGUAGAGACGGACUGUUCGAUGCUAUCAACCUGUUCGACGGCGAUGGAGUAUUCGAUACCGAGUGUGCGAACCGAGCAGCCGAGUCCCAAGUGGUGGAUGAAUAGCAGUCUGUCUCCGCACAACUUCAGCGACAGCGAGGAUCUGGGGGAACGGGAGGUGAAGCCGAAGAUAGAGCCAGGGCUGGACUCUCGCAAACUGAAUCCCCGAAAGCGCAGCUACUGGGGGCAUGUAAUGGACACAUGA